AUGGGGUUCCUUGACCUUGCCAUCUGCUUGCGGCUUUUGGUCUCGAGGCUCUACGCUUUGGCUGUAUUCUUUUCAGCAAUCACCAUUGUCCUCGCAGAUGACGACGCAACUUCUACCCCCGCUCAACAGAGCGCACCCUUCGUUGACCAGGCUACCGGCCUAACUAUGGAACGCUUCUUUGGUGCAAGAACAUCGUUUGCUUUCGGCAUGGCGCUCCCUGAACAGGCAUCCGGUUCGUUCAUCGGCCAGCUCUCUUUCCCUCUGGUCAACGGCGCUGGGUGGGGUGCCAUGGGCUUGACCGGUGAGAUGGAAGGGAACUUCAUCCUCGCGGCGUGGCCAGACGGCAAGGGCGGCGUGAUGGCGUCUUUCAGACAGGCCACGAACGAGGAUAACCCGCCCGAGGUGAAGGGCAAGUUCGCGGUCCGCCCCAUAGCCGAGGGCGUUUCCGUUAACGCCACAUCGCUUACUUACACUUUUCUCUGCGAGAACUGCCUCGAUGCCACUUUGGGUCUUGGGCCGGAAGCCACGAAUGCGAAUGCCGUCAUGGGAUGGGCUUUAUCGGAGAAGGCCGUUCGGAACCCGGAAAACCCAGGGGCAAAUCUCGGGUUCCAUGAAAGAGGAUUUGGGCCAUUUACUGCUAGGCUUGGAAACGCCAAAUCUGCGCAGUUUGCAUCGGUGGCAGCUACAGCGGGAAAGCCUGUUGCAGGAUCUAAUCGGGCGGUUGCUGCGACGCCGAAUGCUUUCAAGAACGGAGGGGAUGAUGAUGAUGAUGAUGAUGAAAAGAAGGGUGGAAAGGAUGGAGGAGGAAAGAAGGGUGAUGACGAUGAUGACUGA
Molecule: messenger RNA, 834 nt
Organism: Colletotrichum truncatum
Lineage: Eukaryota; Fungi; Ascomycota; Sordariomycetes; Glomerellales; Glomerellaceae
Product: cellobiose dehydrogenase
Source: RefSeq, a predicted model, not a curated record